This is a messenger RNA of Chondrus crispus (carragheen), 168 nucleotides long. RefSeq lists its product as hypothetical. NCBI's taxonomy places the organism in Eukaryota, Rhodophyta, Florideophyceae, Gigartinales, Gigartinaceae. The coding region runs from base 1 to 168 and encodes 55 amino acids. The transcript has a single exon. The record is from RefSeq and is a predicted model, not a curated record.
AUGCGAUUUGGCCCAUAUUUGAGCAUAACAGGUCCAAUAACAGAAAAACUUAAAAACAAGGUCAUGCACAUGCUGUCUCAGCCUGCUGCCCCAGUCGAUCCGCCGAAGUCUUCUUCUUCAGCGAUUGUGCCAAAACUAGACACUAGCAAUUCUACCUGUCUACUGUAA